Messenger RNA from Schistocerca serialis cubense, 1509 nucleotides. RefSeq names its product prefoldin subunit 2-like. The transcript is spliced from 2 exons. The coding region runs from base 228 to 719 and encodes 163 amino acids. Gene Ontology annotation, cellular component: cytoplasm; prefoldin complex. Gene Ontology annotation, biological process: protein folding. Lineage: Eukaryota; Metazoa; Arthropoda; Insecta; Orthoptera; Acrididae. Gene Ontology annotation, molecular function: protein folding chaperone. The record is from RefSeq and is a predicted model, not a curated record.
UCAAAAUAUCUGUGGACUGCGCAACUAAGCAAGCGUGUUUUCGUUGAAUUUAUGAUCGUAGUGGUGUUUCUAGUUUGCUAGUUAAUGAACGUAAUUUAUUGAUUAUGGUUUUUGCUCGAUAAUUGUAAUUUCGCACAGCACAUUUGUAAGGAACUAUUUGCUGAAACUGCUCCCGGUUUCUCAGAUUUCAGUAAGUGACCUAGACUGAAAAUUUUUGAGUUAAUAGUAUGGCGACUACCAGUGAUAAUGCUCCAAAGAAUAAAGGGAAACCAUCCCUAACACAAGAUGAAGUGAUACAGAAGUUCCAGACAUUAAGAAAUGAACAACGUCAACUUGCUUUGAAGCUAUCUGAGCUGGAGCAGGAUCUGCACGAACACAAUCUAGUCCUGGAAACUCUGAAAACUGCAGACCCAGCUCGACGUUGCUAUCGACUAGUGAGUGGAGUCCUUUGUGAGAUGACCGUAGCUGAUGUCUGUCCUGUUGUACGCAACAACAGUGAACAGCUGACACGUUUGAUAGCAACACUUAAGGAACAACUGGUCUCGAAAGGACGUGAACUGGUUGAGCACAAAGAACGCUACAACAUCCGUAUACGUGGAGCACCUGAUGACCGUCCACCUCCUGGUUCAGAAGAAGAAAAACAAGGCACAGGAGCUGUGGGCAAAGAACCUUCUAGUGUUCUGGUUGGAGGUAGCAGUGAUGCGGCCAUUGUUAAUUGAACAUGUUAAUAUCUGUGAAAUAAAUGGUUAAUUGUGAACUCAUUAAUUAAAAAUUCCUAUAGCUAAGUGGAAAACAUUUAGUGAAAUGGGCAGUGUAUCAUUCUCCAGAAUAAUCUAAAACCAAUAUUUUCUGCACUACUAUGUUUAAUUUUUAACUUGCUUUUUAUACGCUAAUGGAGAAAAGAGUGCCGAACACUUGUGCUUGUAACAUACUCAUAAGGUGGCAUUAUGUUACAUAUGACAUAUUUGUUCCAUAUUUUGUUAACAUGUAACAUUCUGAAUUUAGGUUUUCUUAUAUCUUUCAGAGCAAAGCUAUAUAUUUGAUCAUAUUUGAAAUCUACCUCACAAAAGAAAUAAUCCAGACAUAACAAUUUUGUUUUCUGUCCUGAUUGUCAGAUUUCUCAUUUUUGAGUGUUCACUUAUAAAUUAUAAAUACUCAUGAUGUAAUGCUUGAAGAUAAAUUUGUCAACUUUUCGUGAUAAUUCCUGACUCCUACCAUCAUUAACCCGUAUCUGAUUCAUCACAAGUUAUAUAUGUACUAAGUUUUCAUAAUGUAACACUGGUUAAGUAUACAAUGAUGUUUUAAAGUGUGUUAAAUGUAUAACCAUUCAUCACAGUUUUAUUUAUUUGUGUAUUUUUGUUUCAAGUUGACCUAAAUACAAAACCAGACAUACCAAACAUAAAUGCUUAAGGACUGAGUUACACAAACUGGUGUUAACUCCCUAGCUGACAUGAAGAGUGUUUGAAAAGUCAUAAAGUUUUACUAUGGAAAAUAUCUUCCUUGCUGAAA